GGAGCGCAGAGCGUUCAUCAGCGGCUCAGUGCAGUCGAGCAGAGAUGGAGGGAGAGCUGACCGGCUGCGAGCUCGUGUAAACCGGACAGAGGGAGCAGCAGACGCCGGCAGUGAGCAUGUUCUACCCGGGGAACGAGUGAAGAUCCUCCCUGCAGCCCCAGGACCGUCUCGGAGGAACCAUGGAUCCAGUCCUGCAUUGAGCCUCUCCUCGGUGGGUUGGCAUGGCCCAGUGAUGAACGGAGCGGUGGUGCCUGGUAGCCCGGAGCUCUCCUCCUCGUGCCCACUGCCUGACUGGCGAGAGUUCUGUGAGCUCCAUGCUCGAGCCUCUGCUGCCGACUUCGCCGACAAGUUCCAGCGCUUUCUGUCGGAGAACCCGUGCUAUGACUCGCCCGGCGCCGAUGCCAGCUUCUCACAGCACUUUGCCCACCACUUCCUGGAGUGCUUCUCUGCAGCGCUGACCCAGGCCCGGGAGAACCAGGCGUCCUCACCGGGGGAGGACGGCUCCAACGCGGCGCCCAAGUACAGCAUCGUUCCAUUCCUGGGAAUCCAGGGUUGCCCACUGUCCUACGGUCACGACCUCUACCAGAGACGCAAGGACGCCGGGGCUUCAAGCGAAUCCCUGGACAGCAUGGACAGCGGAGGGGGAGGGAUAGAUGGGGGAGGCAGUGGCACCACGGCCUCCCGAGGCCCCCAGACGACCCACAAGGUGUCGGCUCUGGGACAGUCCCGCAGCUCCGAGGACGUGUCGGUCAGCCACCCGAAGGCUCGCUUCAAGAAGGGCUUCUCUCUGAGGAACAUGAGCCUGUGUGUGGUGGACGGGGUGAAGGAGAUGUGGCACAGGCGGGCCUCCCCUGAACCUGACGCUCCCUCUGGGGCCAGGAAGGCCAACGGGGGAGGAGGAGGCGGGGGAGGGGAGGUAGCAGGGGGAGAGAAGUGGUCCCAAAAGCUCCGGCUUCCCAGGGGGUCCCAGGGCCACAAGGCCGAGCUGCUGGAGAUCCAGAGGGAGGGAGCGCUGAGGUACAUGGUGGCCGACGACACGAACUGUAUGGGGGCCGCUCAGUGGCAGAAAUGUCGUCUGCUGCUGAGGAAGACGAAGAGGGAUGAAGGAGGGGAAAGGUUCCUGCUGGAAUUCUACGUACCACCCAAGUCCUCAAAGCCCAAAGUGAGCAUCCCUCUGUCAGCCAUCGUGGAGGUGAGGACCACCAUGCCGUUGGAGAUGCCUGACAAGGACAACACCUUUGUUCUCAAGGUGGAAAACGGGGGAGAAUACAUCCUGGAAACCAUCGACUCCCUGCAGAAAAACUCGUGGGUUGCUGACAUCCAGGACUGCAUAGACCCUGGUGACAGUGGCGAUGACAUCGAGCUGGCGUCAUGUCCUCAUGGUCAGGCCUCCAAAGACUGCUCCAUGGUGGCCUCCUGCAGCUGUGAGCUGCUUUCUGAGGGAGUGUAUCGUGCUCCAGAGAGGUCAUGUCCUACAGCAGCAGAGCAUUACAGCGCCCCCUCAGUCCGAUGCAGGGAACCUCCUUUCACCCAGCACCCGUCCCACAUGCCUUUAGAGCGCUUCCUCCAGUCCCCAGAAGCCCAGGGCUCCAGCUCCUCUGCAGGUGGUGGUGAAGGAGCAAAAGACUCAGAUGGAGAUGCCAGUUUGGUGGGUUACCCAUGGUUCCACGGUACGUUGUCUCGUGUGCGGGCGGCUCAGCUGGUGCUUGCAGGCGGAGCCAGGAGUCACGGACUCUUUGUGAUUCGUCAAAGCGAGACGCGUCCGGGCGAGUACGUCCUCACCUUCAACUUCCAGGGCAAAGCCAAGCAUUUGCGGUUGUCAGUCAAUGAGAGCGGCCAGUGCCACGUCCACCACUUGUGGUUUCACACCGUAUCGGACAUGCUGAGACACUUCCACGCCCAUCCGAUCCCCCUUGAAUCUGGAGGCUCGGCCGACAUCACACUACGCUCCUAUGUACAGGUGCAGCGAAGCUCCACCACAGAUGUGGCUGCACCUCCAGUCCUCACUCCAUCCAGGGAUGCCGGCUGCCGGACAGACUCGGCUCCGCCAGCGCUUCACCCUCCUGGAAUCACAACGCCUGCAGGGCCUCCCUCUGAUGCCCCACUUUCCUCAAGCACCUCCUCCUCACCCACCGCCCUGCCCUCCCUCUCCCGCAGUGACCCAGGUACCGGAGGGGGGGUGGGAGGAGGGUUACAGAGCCGGAGCAACAGCUCUGAACGCCUUCUGGAGGCCUCUAGUGGUGCAUCUGAGGACUACCACGAUGCUGAUGGGACUCGCAGGGCCAGAGCUGUGGAGAACCAGUACUCUUUCUACUAAACCACAUCAGGCAGGGUUCAGUCAUAUAUCUGCUGACUGGAUGAGAUUCAGAAAGUUGGAGGUGACAUGUGGCGCUCUGCUGAUGGUGAAAAUGGUCCAGAUCACUGGGUCACCCAUCACUUUGUUUGUUUUUAUUUCCUGUUCCUCAGAUUUGAGAACAGCGGUGAGAUGAGUGGCAUGUCCAUGCUGAUAAAUCCCUCAGCCUCCACGGUUUUGUUACAGACUCAGUUGUCAAACAUGUGCGUAAACAGCGAUGCACGUGGCUACAAGUAGAAAGUGAGAGGAUAAAAUGUAGAGAAUGCAGCAUUGAACAUGAGUGUAGGAGGAGGAAGCACGAGGAAGUGAUCCAGUGGAGUCAUGUGGCUUUGAUUCACCUCUUUUGACCACUUCCCAUUCAUCCUUACCCACAGUUCCCUGGGAGCAGAGCCUGUGUCACCACCCUGCUGGACGACUGAGAGGUUGAAAUGACCCUGAACAAAACAGUCCCUCCCUUCUGAGCUCCUCCGAGCUCCCGAGAGCCUCCCGUUAAUGUUUGUAAAGCUGCUUUGAGUCUGUCCCGGAUAUCCUCACUGUCCCUGUGGGUUUUUCCCCUACAAAGUCCUGCUCUGGGUCUUUGCUCUGCACUAACAUCAGUGCAGCAAUCAUGGGUGUGUUAGUGUUAGCUCGGAGAUGUUUUUCUUAAACAUGUACAGCCUAAGGGUCUUAGUGCCUGACAAUUACCAUGGACUUGAACGGACUGUUGUCCAUAGCAACAAGGAGGAUGACGCUGUCAUCUCACAUCAUCACAACAACCCAGAAAUGAAAUGCAGGAGAUUAAUUUGCUGUCAGUUUCUGCUUAAAACAUUUUGAACAUGCAUAUCUCCGCACACUCAAAUGGUUCUCUUCUCAUAGUUUUAUUGAUGACUGCAACACACACACACACACACACACACACACACACACACACACACACACACACACACACACACACACACACACACACACACACACACAGGUGGUCAUAUGUUGUGUUAUAAAUCAGUUUAAAACUGUUGAAAUGGAAGAAAAAACUAUCCAGGUUCAGUCUGUAUGAACGGGACAGGGUGGCUCCUAUUUUGAUGUCCUACUGGGUUAUUUCUAUGAGUGUGUGGUGGUGUAUUAGAGUCCAGAUAUUUUUCAAUGAUCGGUGUGCUACAGUAGUGUUUCUAAAACAUGGUUUUCGGGGUCCCUCCAUCUGGUGAUGGUUCUGUAUUCAAACUCAUCAUAUGGAUAAACUGUAGAUUAGAGAUGCUGUUAAUAUAGAUCACUUUAAAAUAAUGCCUUGAAGAUAUUAUUAUACCAAAUCCAGCAUUUAUCGGAGGGACUUGGGACAUGUUUUUGUUUUUGAAUGCUGGCAGUAUUGUGUACUGUUUGAGCAGCCUGCAGGUGAACUUGUGGGUGGAACGGUACAGUUAGUAAAAUAAAGGGUACUAGAUGGCCAUGCUUGGAUGGAAUGAGGUGACAUUGCUGCUUUACUUUAUGUGGACACAGUGCUGAAGGUGUUUAUAUUUUUAACGACAAUGUAAUUUUCCAUCCACAAAAUAUGUUUUACUGCAUGUCUUUAUGCCUAAAUAUCUGUUAAACAUCCUAAAAAAGGAAAAAUACAACAUUGUGGGAAACAUGCUGAUUGGCUUCCCUCCUAAGAGUUUGCAGCUCAGCAUAUCUCUCAUGUCUGUAAUGUGUGAAGCAGCAGGCAGCUAACUUAACUUAGCACAAAGACUAGAAACGGAGAAACAGCGAGUCUGGUUCUGCCAAAACAGUAAAAAAAAUCCAAAAGUAUCACUUUAAUUUGGAAUUGCAGACUGUUGUUUCUUGGUUGGAACCAGUUGCCAUGCAACAGCAGGAGACUAGCUGAAAACAUGUUUAAAACAUGUUUAAAAUUCAGGUUUUUGACUGGAUUAAAUAGAUCAAAGUCCAAUCAAGUUUAUGUGUAUAGCACAUUUUAAAACAAUCUGAGAUACUAUGAGACAGACAACUUCGAAGAUCAAAUUCUAAAAUAAAAUAAAUGUAAAAUACUAAAUUAGUAGGACCACGAAGAGCAUCCAAAAGCCACGGACAACAUUCAUGUGUUGAGCGUUUUCUUGAAAAUGUCAAUGGAGGAGAAACAUUUGAUUGAGAGAGGAGAACUGUUCUAAAGCUUUGGAGCUGCUACUUCAAAGAUCUACUUUAACACACCAACUACAAACAUGGAACUGUUAAAAUCAGCUGUUCUGAGGAUCUUAGAGGCUUUGAUGUAAUAUAGGGGCAGAGAAGUUCUAAAUGCACGUACUUAGAUGCCAACAUGCAUGGCUUUAAUAAACCAGUGGAAGAAAAUCAGUUCUGUAUCGAACAGGGAUGUCAGUACCAGACUUUCCAUUGUUUUUGGUCCCACUAAGGAGUCUUGCAGCAGCUGCAGAUGAAACAGUGAGGACCAGUCGAUACUGAGCUACAGUGAGUUACAGUAAUCCAGCCUUGAGGAGAUUAAUGCAGUGGCCACAGACUUCAGAUGGAUUUCAAUUUGGCAAAGGUCCUCAGUUGAACGUAGCACCCUUUAACCAAGGAGUCUGUCAAAUUUCAGUGCUGAGUCAAAGAUGACACCAGUAUUCCCGGCAUUGGCAUGAAGGUUUGCUGCCAGUGGCCCUAAGAAGCUGUUUAUUCUCGUCUGUGUCGGAGUUAUCAAACACAAUCACUUCUGUCCUGAUGUCCCUCAGCUGAGGACAGUUUAGACAAGACUGGGUGUGUUAACUAACUAGUGAGCCAUAAAGAUGCUUGUUUCAGAGCCAGACUAUCCUUGUUCUAGUGCUUUAGGCUAAAUUAUACAGUUGCUAAUGGUGCAUUCACUGUCAUCAGUCUUCUUAUCAUCUUGCAGCAGGGCAGGGAAUAAAUGCACUUUCCAGCAAUUUUUGUUCUUAAGUAUCUUAGACGCCUCACAACAUGAAGGCAGAAGCAUUUAAAAAUAUUGCAAACAGGCAAACAAGCAGCUACAUGUAAUAUCUGAAGCGCAUGCAACACUUUUGUUCAGUUGGAAUAAACAUAUCAAGAGUCACCGCCGGUCUUUUCAAGCAUGGCCAUUUAGCUUCAGAGGUGAUUUGAGUCCAGGAGCGGACAGAGCAGUUCAUGUGCCAAUUUGAAUCCUAUUUUUGAGACAUAUUUAUUCCUCAGCCUGUAAAUUACAUUUUUUUCCCAGUGAGUCUUAUUUAUGUACAACUGAUUGAUUCUUCUUGAUGAAACAUCCACAGUGAAAACUGUCUCUUGCAAGAAACCCAUCUCACAUAUCACAGAUUACUCAUGUCUCCCUUUUAUUUUCUUAACACUUUAAAGCUGAAUUUUCUGUUGUCUGACUGAGUUUUGAAGAGUCUGUGCAAUUUUGUACAAAGUGAUGUACUUGACAUACUACUUUAUAUUUCUGUGAAUAAAAUGUGAACAAACUGUU
Molecule: messenger RNA, 5747 nt
Organism: Amphiprion ocellaris (clown anemonefish)
Lineage: Eukaryota; Metazoa; Chordata; Actinopteri; Pomacentridae
Product: SH2B adapter protein 2
Exons: 9
Coding region: 233-2317 (694 amino acids)
Biological process (GO): intracellular signal transduction; antigen receptor-mediated signaling pathway
Cellular component (GO): plasma membrane
Molecular function (GO): transmembrane receptor protein tyrosine kinase adaptor activity
Source: RefSeq, a predicted model, not a curated record